Molecule: messenger RNA, 3576 nt
Organism: Heterostelium album PN500
Lineage: Eukaryota; Evosea; Eumycetozoa; Acytosteliales; Acytosteliaceae
Gene: mkkA
Product: protein serine/threonine kinase
Exons: 5
Coding region: 1-3576 (1191 amino acids)
Biological process (GO): protein phosphorylation
Molecular function (GO): ATP binding; protein kinase activity; protein binding
Source: RefSeq, a predicted model, not a curated record
AUGGCAGAACAAACGGUACGAAUAAAAUGUAUAUUGGGUGGUGAUAUUAGAAUUAUUAGAGUUAGUGUCAAUGUGGAAUAUGAAGCGUUGUUGAUGCAGUUGGAAUCAGAGUUUGGACAAUCAGUACAGGUCUAUCAGUAUGAAGAUUACGAAGGUGAUUUGAUAACGGUACGUGGCAAGUCCGAUCUGAUGGAGGCAAUCUAUAUAUGUAUUGAGUUGAAGAACAAACCGAUUUCAUUGCGAUUCUUCUUGAAACCUACGAACGCCGCUUCCAUCCGUGAUCCACCAUCGCCACCACAAAUUGCCAACAGCAGCAGUAACAGUAUCAACAACAGCAAUGGAAGUAUCAACAGCAGUAGUAACAGUAUCAAUAACAGCAAUAAUAACAGCAGCAAUAUAAAUGGAUUUCAUUCAUUACUUUCGAAUAUGUCAAUUUCAACUUCACCAACUUCCACCACCACCACCACAUCAAUAUCACCUACCAAUUCCUUUUUAGUAAAUAAUAAUAUAAAUAAUAGUAAUAGUAAUUUAAAUAACAGUAACAAUAGUAAUAUAACACCAACUUCAUCAUCAUCUUCACUUCCCAUCCCAAGAAAGAGUUCAAAUGCACCACCAUUGAGAACACCUCCACCUUCACCUCCAGGUUCACCAUUUAUGUUUACAUCAAUGAGUAAUGGAAAUGGUUCAAAUCCAAAUUCAAAUAAUAACUCAUUAAAUAAUAAUAAUAAUAGUAAUAGUAGUAAUAAUAAUAAUCGUGAAACUACACCACCAUUAAGAACACCACCAGGAUCACCUAAAUAUCCACCACCUCUUAGAACACCACCACCAUCACCACCUUCAUCACCACCCAACAAUUCCUAUCACAUGUUAAGAAGACCAAGUAUUGUAGGUGACAGUUUCAUAGAGGAUGGAGAUAACGAUCCAGAUCAUCCAUUAGAUUUUAUUUCCAAUCAUUUUAUGAGUCAAUCUUAUAGUAAUGGUAGUGGUGGAAGUGGAAAUGGAAGUAAUAAUAAUAGUAAUAAUAGUAGUUUAAAUAAUAAUCAAAAUCAAUUUUCAAUAUAUAGUAAUAAUAAUAAUAAUAGUAAUAAUAGUAAUAAUAGUAGUAAUCAUAAUAAUAAUCAUAAUAAUCAUAAUAAUAUAAUAAAUCCAUUUAGAAAAGAUAGUUUCGGUACAAAAAAUUUACCAAGACCAACAUCACCAUUGGUAAUGCAACAUAAUGGUAGUGGAGGAGGUUCCAACAACAAUGGAAAUGGUAGUAAUAAUAAUAGUAAUAAUAAUAAUAAUAGUCCAAAUAGAGGUAGUACAGAUCUAUCAAAGUUUAAUAAUUUCCCAACACUGAUUAUCAAUGAACACGAAGAACUCAUCAAUCUACAACCUAUAAGAUGGCAAAAAGGUCAACUACUUGGUAGAGGUGGAUAUGGUGCUGUCUAUCUUGGUUUGAACACUGACAACGGUGAAUUGGUUGCCGUAAAACAAUUGGAAUUAAUGGACGCGAUGGAUUCAAAAUAUAAAUCUAUGUUAUUAUCAUUUAGUAAAGAUAUUGAAGUAUUGAAAUUAUUGAAACAUGAGAAUAUUGUUAGAUAUUUAGGUACUUGUUUGGAUAGUACACAUUUGAAUGUAUUUUUAGAGUAUGUUCCAGGUGGAUCGAUCAGUGGACUGCUCAGCAAGUUUGGAUCGUUCUCAGAGAAUGUUAUCAAGGUCUAUACGAAGCAGAUCUUGAUGGGAUUGCACUAUCUUCACAAAAACAAUAUUAUUCAUCGUGAUAUCAAGGGUGCCAAUAUCCUGAUCGAUACAAAAGGCACUGUUAAACUCUCGGAUUUCGGAUGUUCAAAGAUCUUCUCUGGCCUCGUCAGUCAAUUCAAAUCGAUGCACGGAACACCCUAUUGGAUGGCACCGGAAGUCAUCAAACAGACUGGACACGGUCGUUCUUCCGAUAUCUGGAGUCUUGGCUGUGUCAUCAUAGAGAUGGCCACUGCACAACCGCCAUGGUCCAACAUCACAGAGUUGGCCGCCGUCAUGUACCACAUCGCAUCGACCAACCAGAUGCCACUAAUGCCAAGCAACCUCUCGCCCGAAGCAAUCGACUUUAUAUCACUCUGUUUCAAACGUGAUCCAAAAGAGCGUCCCGACGCAUCGACUCUCCUAAAGCAUCCAUUCCUUAUAGAUUCAGAAGUACUACAUCCUUCUUCACAUGAAUUAUCAAUUCUUAUGCCAUCAGCACCAAGAUAUAGAUUCUCAUCACAUAUAAAUACUCCUACGACUACGAUAUCCUCUCUACCAAGAGCAUUAAUGAUUCACAUUUUUACAUUUAUACCUCCAACUUCAAAUGGAAACUUGCUAUCUGUUUGCAAACUAUGGAAGAACAUCGUUGACGACGACGAACUCUGGAUUAAAUAUUGUUUUAACAGAGGUAUUAAUAAGAUUUCAAAAGAUUUAACUUGGAAAUCAAAUUAUAUCCAUAUUAAAAAUAAACAAAAACAAUGGUUUGAAUCAAAAUUGAUUCAAAAUACAUUGAAAGGACACUCAAAGAGUGUUUAUUGUGUCCGAUUAGUAAGUGACACUGUGUUGGUGAGUGGUGGUGACGAUAAGAAACUCAAGGUAUGGGAUACGAAAAAAUCAAAGCCAUUUUCACUCAAAGGACAUAGUGGUGCUGUCAAAGCAGUAGAUUUUCAAGGUAAUGAUUUGCAGAGAAUCAUCACAGGUUCGAGUGAUUUCACAGCGAAAAUUUGGAAUACCAAAACAAAGAAAGCAAUUCGUACCUAUACCGGACAUAAAGAUGCUGUUACCUCUAUCAACUAUCUCGGAGAUGUCGAGGGUAAAAUACUCAGUAGCUCGCUGGACUCCACCCUUCAAAUUUGGGAUGCCGAAACGGGAUCGACACUCUCCACCAUGUCCGGUCACACCAAAGGCAUCUAUUGUGUGAGAUACGAUCGUGAACACAGUUCAAACACAGUGGUGAGUGUAUCUGCCGAUUGGACAGCACGUGUCUUUGACACCAGAACAUCGCAAUGCGUUCGAACUUUCCAAGGACAUGAAGACGAUGUCACAUGUGUCAGCGUGGUGGGCGGUGAAGCAGUGAGUGGAUCUGGCGAUGGCACCAUCCGUCUCUGGGAUAUCGGUAGUGGUAAAACAAUCUCUACAUUCGUGCCACAGGAGAUUCAACAGAAACUCUGGGUAUGGUGUGUGCAAUACGAUCGAUACAAAAUAGUUUCCUCUGGUAAGGGCGGUGUAAUUCGUGUGUGGGAUCCAUACAACACUGAACAAUGCAGAACGUUUGGUGGACAUCACGAAACUAUAUUCUCACUACAUUUCCGUGAUAACAAGUUGGUGACAUCCUCCAAAGACAAGUUGGUAAAGAUUUGGACAUUGGAAGAUCAAUCCAAUUCAUCGUCACCAAUGUCAUCGUCCAAUGGAAUAACGCAUUCCAAUUCUUUGUCAUCCUCUGGAUUGAUACAAGCUCCACCACCUUCGCCACCAUCUCAACAUAGCAACUCUCAUCAUCACAGCAGCAGUCCAUUUUCAAUACUCUCUCGAACAUCAUCUUCAUCAAAGUUGACAAACGAAAAAUCAAACUAA